CAGACACAAGCACUAGCUACGCCUCUGCUGACCCAGGAAGCAGCAGCAACAGCAGGAAACCUACGCCAGAUACACGCAGCAACAGCACCAGUCAGUCAUGAUCUCUGACGACACCAACGACCCCAAGACAACGACCACCACCACCAGGGUAGUGCUGGUGAUGUGUGUGAUAGUUGUGUUGGUUUCUGUGAUGGAUUGUGAAGCCUUGCCAGACCCACAGGUGUCCGUUCCACUGGUGAUUCAGACGCCCUUCCUUUCCAUCAACCUUACUGGCUUACUUCCGCCCAUCUAUGUACCUCCAAGAGGCACCCAGGUCUCUGCGUCAUACACACUAUGUUCUUCAAAAAUCAUCUGUCCUGUGAACCAAUACGUACACCCAGCCAAUACUGUUCAUCCCCCCAGGCCUAUAAACCCUCCUAGUCCUAUGCAUCCGUCUAGUCCAUCUAGUCCAGUGCAUCCACCUGGUUCUACGCAUCCUCCAGUCGUCUCACACCCACACCAAGAUCACUUCAGAAAUGUCCUCACGGGCUGAGGACAUUUCUGAAGUGAUCUUGGUGUCACGCCGGUCGAGCCACAAUACAAACAUGUCUAGUGUAUAAG
Messenger RNA from Cherax quadricarinatus, 600 nucleotides. The record is from RefSeq and is a predicted model, not a curated record. Lineage: Eukaryota; Metazoa; Arthropoda; Malacostraca; Decapoda; Parastacidae.